Molecule: messenger RNA, 2870 nt
Organism: Alosa sapidissima (American shad)
Lineage: Eukaryota; Metazoa; Chordata; Actinopteri; Clupeiformes; Clupeidae
Product: guanine nucleotide-binding protein G(q) subunit alpha
Exons: 7
Coding region: 905-1984 (359 amino acids)
Biological process (GO): adenylate cyclase-modulating G protein-coupled receptor signaling pathway; action potential; phospholipase C-activating dopamine receptor signaling pathway
Cellular component (GO): heterotrimeric G-protein complex
Molecular function (GO): GTPase activator activity; G protein-coupled receptor binding; G-protein beta/gamma-subunit complex binding
Source: RefSeq, a predicted model, not a curated record
AUGUGAAUGUUUGGGAAGUUGUUGAUGUGUCGUAUUUCCCACACAUUGGGUCAAACUGCUUCCUCACAGAGCGUCGUCCUCCCAGCCAAACACACCCCUUAGUUCAAAACGUCACAUGGCUGGGAGUGGAUGGUGCCUUUAAUGAAAUUACAUAUGGAAUAGCCAAAAGUGGGAAUCGAAGGUACUUCAACAGGAAUUAACCGGGUGCAAAAUGCCACAGCAUAUUUUUCAGGUAUGCCAUCAAACUAACGUACAGUAUGCUCAAAACUGUUAUGUUUCUAAAGCUUUAGUAUUUUUUCCAUUGGAUUUUCCAGUAGAUAACUGUACUCCAGUCUAGUGGUUCGAAGGGAAUUGGAGUGAAAGUCCGCCAUAUUCAGCUUUACCACGCCCGGAGUCGAGCUAUUGGGGAGAAAGACUUGAAUAUAACAGAUUAUUUCGUGCGAUUGUUUCUAUCUUGACGAAUUUCCAAACGCAAGAUAAAGGAUCGUCGCCUUUUUUCGUUAGAGAAAACAAUCGAUGAGGAAGAAAGACCUGACAAGAUUGAAAGACCACAGCUAAUAAGAACGGAUGACUAUGGGGACAGUAUUCCAAAAGGAUCUGUUGCUCAAGUAAGAAUUAAAAGCAAAUCAGACUGACUUGGAUUGCACUCUUUGGUUGGGUGAGACUCUGGGCAGAAGAACCUGAAACAGUCGGGAUGACCCACACUGAAAAAAUUGUAGGUUUUCUGUGAUUUUCGUGGACAAUUUCAUGAAUCGAAUUUUUAAAUCCAUUUUCUUCAGGCUAUAAAAACAAUCUUACUGCGUGGCAAUACACCCAUGCACUGUUUUAUUUUUCCUCAAUGGAUUUUUUGAAAAAGUCUUAAACAAGUAAAAUAGUCACCCAUAGCGUUUUCUUUCGGAGAAUCAUGACUCUGGACUCCAUAAUGGCGUGUUGCCUCAGCGAGGAGGCGAAAGAAGCCAGGCGGAUCAACGACGAAAUCGAGAGGCAGCUCCGCCGGGACAAGAAAGACGCCCGUCGAGAGCUAAAGCUACUGCUACUCGGGACUGGUGAGAGUGGGAAAAGCACCUUUAUCAAGCAGAUGAGGAUCAUCCACGGGUCGGGCUACUCCGAGGAGGACAAGAAAGGCUUCAUCAAGCUGGUGUACCAGAACAUCUUCACCUCUGUACAGUCCAUGAUCCGUGCCAUGGAGACCCUGAUGAUCCCCUACAAGUAUGAGCACAACAAGGGCAACGCUAAUGUUGUACGUGAAGUGGAUGUAGAGAAGGUCUCAUCAUUUGUAAACCCUUAUGUGGAUGCCAUUAAAAGUCUAUGGAACGACCCAGGAAUCCAGGAGUGCUAUGACCGGAGAAGGGAAUACCAGCUCUCCGACUCGACCAAAUAUUACCUGAAUGCAGUGGAUCGCAUUGCUGAACUUGGCUACGUACCCACCCAACAAGAUGUCCUCAGAGUGCGAGUACCCACCACAGGCAUCAUCGAGUAUCCAUUUGACCUUCAGAGUGUCAUCUUUAGGAUGGUGGACGUGGGUGGCCAGCGGUCAGAGAGACGGAAGUGGAUCCACUGCUUCGAGAACGUCACCUCCAUAAUGUUUCUGGUGGCGCUAAGCGAGUACGACCAGGUCCUGGUCGAAUCCGACAACGAGAACCGGAUGGAGGAGAGCAAAGCAUUAUUUAGGACGAUAAUAACGUAUCCCUGGUUCCAGAACUCCUCUGUCAUACUAUUUCUGAAUAAGAAAGAUCUGCUGGAGGAGAAGAUCAAUUACUCUCAUCUGGUGGAUUACUUCCCAGAAUAUGAUGGGCCCCAGCGAGAUGCUCAGGCAGGUAGAGAGUUCAUCCUGAAGAUGUUCGUGGACCUCAACCCCGACAGUGAUAAGAUCAUCUACUCGCACUUCACCUGCGCCACCGACACCGAGAACAUCCGCUUUGUCUUUGCAGCCGUCAAAGACACCAUCCUGCAGCUCAACCUCAAAGAGUAUAAUCUCGUGUAGACCCUACACACCCAACUUCACCCCUGAGAAGACACACACACAAAGUCGUAUUAUAUCCAUAUUCAAGGAAUUAAAAAGAAGCUGGUCGCUGUAUGAAUUGGUUGGAUGGAUGCACACCCCCACCCCCAGCCUCACCCCCACCCUACCUUCGUCAGCUACAGCUAGAUCACAUCAGACCCCACCCCUGCUGGGGAAACGGCUCGCGCAACGUGAAGACAUCCCAUUUUUCUUGCAUUUGGUUGCGUCACAGGUGUCAUUGAUUUGAAAAGCGAGAAUCUAUUGAAUCGGGGCUGAGAUAUCAAUAAUUACAAAACACUACUGCGUCCUUAUUUAUUUGCACCUUGGAGCUUGUUCACAAGGUCCACCUUGAAUUAUUCUAAUUAUUAUUAUUAUUAUUAUUAUUAUUAUUAUUAUUAUUGUUGUUAUUCAAUUUUAAAGAGAAUCAAUUUUCAGUGGACGUUUACUGUACGAAACGCUUGGAGAGAUGCUUCUGAGGCGGUGCGCCAAGUUCCCUAAUCUUCCGAUUUUCUUUUCUGAGGAACCUGUGGUGUGUUCCAUAAAGUUAUCUUUCCUCCCUUAAAUUAUGCUCUCCUCUCCAGGCUGAAAUUUGAAGAGUGUACAUGUUCGACACAAACUGCAAUUGAUCCGUGCUUUGUUUCUGCACACAAAUGUACAAUUAUUUUCCCGAAGGACAAACAAAUGUGUGUUUGAAAACCAAUUGUCUGUAUACUUAAAUACUGCGACUAAUAUGGCAUUCCGUCCCAGGCUUGAAGCAGUUGAGAAUGAUCGAUUGUAUGCGAGAGGCAAGUCUUAGCACCGCAGCCAUUGGUCUCUCUCUCUCUCUCUCUCUCUCUCUCUCUCUCUCUCUCUCUCUCUCUCUCUCUCU